Melanotaenia boesemani (Boeseman's rainbowfish) is the source of this 3508-nucleotide messenger RNA. RefSeq names its product coxsackievirus and adenovirus receptor-like. Gene Ontology annotation, biological process: T cell costimulation; cellular response to lipopolysaccharide; positive regulation of T cell proliferation. Lineage: Eukaryota; Metazoa; Chordata; Actinopteri; Atheriniformes; Melanotaeniidae. Gene Ontology annotation, cellular component: external side of plasma membrane. The transcript has 2 exons. The record is from RefSeq and is a predicted model, not a curated record. Bases 1558 to 2187 code for a protein of 209 amino acids.
UUAAACUUGUUGGUGUGUGACGUGCAGAUCACAGUCAGACUUGUGGUUAUGAAAACAGCUGGGUAACCAGACGGUACUUUGCAUCCUGUUUGUGUUAAAAUGACAACCAAUGAAACAUCAGAAUUAUGUAAAAUAAACAGAGCGGGAGGAGCUACAGGUAGACCUGAGACGACAAGUCGGCCUGAAAGCUGCUGCAGAGGUAAGUCUUGUUUUUCUGCUUCCUGCUGUUUUUAAUGAGCGACUGCAGAUUAAACUAAAGUCACUGGAAGUGUGAGAAGUUACAUCUUAAUACACAUUAUAACCUCUCACUGGGAGGAUCCGCUGGUAGUCGAUGUCUUCUGUGUGAAGCAGAGUCAACUUUCUCAACCCUCUUUAAAGCCGUUUCAUAAGAUUUUAUUCAGUUUGGGUCUGACGUUUGUUUCUCUGGCUUCCUGUUUGCUGCUGACAGCUGCAGGAAAACGAUCACUUUAUUAUUUAAAAGUAGUAUCUGUUCCUUAUUUAAACACAACAUCCUCUUAAGAUGCUGAAGAUAUUUUGUCUCUGGGUUACAUGUUGAAGAAUUUGACGCAACACUCGUUAGUUUAUUUCUGAGUUUUAUUCUUUAUGUUUGAACUCUGACGUCGCCAACGCGUCACCCAGAAGACAUCUUCUUGAGAGUGUGACAGUGACAACACAUUUGAACAUUUUCUUAAAAAUUUACUUUUUAAAUGUUGGAUUCUACAUUGAAUUCUGGUUGACUUACACUCUUGGUAGGAAACUAAGUUGAUUCUCGUAGGUUUAUAACAAACUAAGCGUGAGAUCUGUGAAGGAGUUUAAAGAUGGCUGCUCAGUCUCUGUUCUUUGUCGUGUUGCUCGGAUGCCUCGUUCUUGUUUCAGGUGAGUUUUAGUUGUUAAGCUGGUUAAAUAUUUUUCUCUGAGUGAAGCAGACGUCAGCAGCUGAAUGUUCAGGGUGGAGUCGGAGUGAAGAGAUCAACUAUUUUAGUUUACCCGAUGUGGUUGGUGAGGGUUAGGACAGCGGCUUUAGAGACGUCAUUUUAUAUGUGGCUGUGUGUUUGUGUGUGUGUGUGUGAUUCAUGACUGUGGUCUGAAGGGACUAGAUGGGUAAAGAAAGUUUUUUUUUCAUCAUGUUUUAAUGUGAAGCACUUUGUGUUGCCCACUACUGAACAGUGAUUUAAAAAAAGACUCCAGCAAACUGGCAGAAAGGUGUUUUUCCUCAGUAUCCUGAGGAAGUGCAGUCUUCGCUGAUAUGGGUCCCCAGAAACUUGAAGCGCCACCUCCUGAUCUCCUAUCCUGAGUGGUACAGGUGUGCAUCCCGGUUCCUGAAAUCCAGGAUGAGUUGCAGACUUCAUCUCUGUGAUCGGCCUCAUUGCCACAGAUAAGACCCACUACUGUGGUGACAUCUGGAAACUUGAUGAUUGUGUUUAUAGGAUGAGCAGGUGUGCAGUCACAGGUAUAAAAGGACUAUAGAGCAGGGACGAACGCACCCUUUACUGGUCCAAUGAGAUCUGGAGAGAUAAUAUUUGUCUGCAGAGUUUUGACGUUGCAGAAAAUGUGUGUAUGUGUUGCAUAUCAAGUAUCAGGCCGAACAUCCGGUGUUUCCGUCCUUCCUCUGGUCCAGUUCAGACCAGUGUGGUUCGGUGUCUCCUCACGCCGAUACUGCUGUAUGUGAUCUGUGUGUUUCCUCCUGCAGGACAGGAAACCAUCACAGCUGAACCUGGACAGACUGUUUCUCUGCCCUGUCGAGCUCCAGAUGGGGUAAAAAUCUUUGCCUUAGAGUGGAUCAGAACUGGACGGGAGCCAGAUGACGUGCUUAUGUACAGAGACGGUCAAACCAUCCAGCAUCCAUCUUUUAAGAACUUGGUGGAUCUUCAGGACAGACAGAUGAAGGAUGGAGACGCGUCUCUGAUUGUGAAGAACGUGACGGCUAAUGACACGGGAACAUAUAAGUGUCGAAUCUUCCACAGGAAAAGAAACGACAGGAGCAGAGCCAAUGAGUCCAUCAGCAUCAUCCAUCUGGAGGUGUCUUCAUCAGGUCACACAGAUGGUCGGAGGGACGAGGAUGGAGACAGUCGAGGACGUCUUGGACUGUGGUUCAGUCUGUCAGUCGUUGUGUUGGUUGGUUGUGUUGUAUGGAUCUGCAAAAGAGCCACGAAGAGGAAUGCAGACCUUCCUCCUGUCCUGGUCUGACUCAAACCUCCGAAUAAUGUUUCUCUGGCUUUAAGAUGAAAACAUCAGCAGCACCAACAUGUUUCAUUUCUGCCCCAAAGUUCGUGGAAAUGAUCUCGAAGCAAACUGAAGAAUGAAUCCAACAUAGAAACAAAGACGUCGUUUUACUGGCUGUUUCAACGUCCACGAGAAGUUUGGAACAUGUGAACCAAUCCACUUUAUUUAUAUAGCACAUAAUAAAAAUAGAAACAAAAUACACUAAUAUAUCUGAAAUAUACCCCCAAAAAUCUAAAAACAAAACACACUAAAGGAAAUUAAAAUACCAAAAUACACUAAAAGCAAUUAAAAGAUUAAAAUGCAUUAAAAGAAAUGAACAGAUUAAGAGGCUAUCAUGGCUAGAAUCAUGUGAAUGUACUGGAUCAAUCAUGUGACCCCUACCUGAACUGUUUUUUGUCUGUCAGGUAAACUGCUCCCAGGUGAGGAAGGACAGAGGAUGUUGUAGACAUUGUUAUAGAAAAAUUACCAAAAGUCUGAAUGAGUAAAAGUAAUUACAAGAUUUAUUACAGGAAAUGUAUAAAAUACAAACAAUUUCACUUGCAAGUUGAGAGUGUCGUCCAGACUCGCGUGAAGUCCAGAGAGACUCUGACUUUGCAUCUUUAGCAUCAGUUUUUAUUCAACCUGGUUCCAGCUGAAAAUCAGUCUCUCAAACAAGAUUGAGAGGCGCCAUUCUCGCCCAAUCAGGCUGUCAUUCUAUCAGCUGCCUAUCAGUCUCAUCUUUCCCCACGUCAUGAAUCUGAAAGAGUAGUCAGUCUGAGCUCACACACACACACACACACACACACAAUGAAAACUGUAACUUCAGUGUUCUGUAGAAUGAGAACACACAAUAUUAAAAUGUAAAAGUGAAUAGAUUAACAAUAUUAAAUUAAUAAAGAAAACUGAAUGUACAUGUGAUUAUUAUGAGUAUAUAUGAGUGAUUACCAUAAGAAGCUAAAUUUCUUUCACACAGCAGACUAAUAUUUAACCUUUUUGUUUUGUAUGUUUUUGUUCACAUGGUCACCUUCCCCUAAAAUGAUUUAUGUCCUCCUGUCAGUAGCUACUCAGAAGUGUUUACACCUGCCUUUGUUGGCAUGAAACCUAUGCAGUGCUUAUUUGCAGUGGUUCAAUGUGAAAUCGAUUGAGGUUUAAUUGGGCACCAUCACCGUGUAUUUAAGCGGAUUGUCCACCUGUGUGGUGUGCGGGUGCAAUCAGGUUAAGUAAACUAGCUCUGAGUAGGACACCAAGUGGAGAAAAAGGGGAGUGCCUCCUUAUUGCCCCAGAAAUAAAUAUAGUUAAAACUUUA